AUGGAUUGUGUUCUGAAUGCGCUUUGGUCGUUUGCACAUGCACUACCGGCCUCUUCUCACGUUUUUUUUUUGUGCACUUUCAGACGGGUGUCAACACAGCGCUCAUCGAAAUUUUCUGGAGCCGCUGGGCCUUCUCUGGGCGGCGGCCAACGUUUCGCUCAUAUCUUACAAUCUUUACAAGAUACAGGUAGCAGCUUGCAAAUAGCAGCAGCAUCAUCGUUCGGCAUGACAAAUGCACGGGGACCGAGUUCUUCAGCGUCCGCUUCAACAGCUGCAUCCACCGGGGUUCUCAUGGUUGGACCCAAUUUCAAGGUGGGCAAAAAGAUCGGUUGUGGCAAUUUCGGGGAAUUACGUCUCGGGAAGAAUUUGUACAACAAUGAGCACGUAGCGAUCAAGCUGGAGCCGAUGAAGAGUAAAGCGCCGCAGCUUCAUCUCGAGUACCGCUUCUACAAACUUCUCGGCCAGCAAGAAGGUUUACCACAAGUGCAUUACUUUGGACCAUGCGGUAAAUACAAUGCAUUGGUAAUGGAACUGCUGGGGCAUUCGCUGGAAGAUCUCUUCGAUCUCUGUGAUCGAAAAUUCUCGCUGAAAACUGUCGCCAUGAUCGCAAUGCAGCUGCAUCUGAUUUAUCGCGACGUGAAGCCGGAGAAUUUCUUAAUUGGACGGCAUUCAACAAGGAAACAGCAUUUACUUCAUAUCAUCGAUUUCGGACUCGCCAAAGAGUAUAUCGACUGUGAUACCGGCAAAGAGCACAAAUCAUUGACCGGUACGGCAAGGUAUAUGUCCAUAAACACACAUUUGGGUAAGGAGCAGAGCAGAAGAGACGACUUGGAAGCAUUGGGCCACAUGUUCAUGUAUUUCUUGCGUGGCUCGCUGCCAUGGCAAGGUCUCAAAGCUGACACUCUCAAGGAGCGACUCGUUUCGUCAUUGAACGAACUGAGGGUUUUGAACAAUCUUUAA
Molecule: messenger RNA, 960 nt
Organism: Gongylonema pulchrum
Lineage: Eukaryota; Metazoa; Nematoda; Chromadorea; Rhabditida; Gongylonematidae
Source: the annotation of a GenBank genome assembly